Molecule: messenger RNA, 2138 nt
Organism: Phacochoerus africanus (Common warthog)
Lineage: Eukaryota; Metazoa; Chordata; Mammalia; Artiodactyla; Suidae
Gene: MTHFD2
Product: methylenetetrahydrofolate dehydrogenase (NADP+ dependent) 2, methenyltetrahydrofolate cyclohydrolase
Exons: 8
Coding region: 36-1088 (350 amino acids)
Biological process (GO): tetrahydrofolate interconversion
Cellular component (GO): mitochondrion
Molecular function (GO): methenyltetrahydrofolate cyclohydrolase activity; methylenetetrahydrofolate dehydrogenase (NADP+) activity; methylenetetrahydrofolate dehydrogenase (NAD+) activity
Source: RefSeq, a predicted model, not a curated record
AGCGGCUUGCGCGCGCUUUGCUUCUAGCGCUGGCCAUGGCUGCAGCGUCUACGCUGGCUGUUUUGGCCACCCGGCUGCUCCGGCCCGCGCAGAGCUGCAGUCUCCGCCAACGCCCCUUCCACCUCUCGGCAGUUCGAAGUGAAGCUGUUGUCAUUUCUGGAAAGAAGCUUGCUGAGCAGAUCAAGCAGGAAGUGCGGCAGGAGGUGGAGGAGUGGGUGGCAUCAGGCAACAAGCGACCACACCUGAGUGUGGUCCUGGUUGGCGAGAACCCUGCAAGUCACUCUUAUGUCCUCAACAAAACCAGAACAGCUGCCGAUGUGGGAAUCAGCAGUGAGACAAUUAUGAAACCAGCUUCAAUUUCAGAGGAAGAACUGUUGAGUUUAAUCAGUAAACUAAACAAUGAUGAUAAUGUAGACGGCCUCCUUGUUCAGCUGCCUCUUCCAGAGCACAUUGAUGAGAGAAGGAUCUGCAAUGCUGUUUCUCCAGACAAGGAUGUCGAUGGCUUUCAUGUAAUUAACGUCGGGCGAAUGUGCUUGGACCAGAAUUCCAUGUUACCGGCUACUCCAUGGGGUGUGUGGGAAAUAAUUAAGCGAACUGGUAUUCCAACCCUAGGGAAGAACGUGGUUGUGGCUGGAAGGUCAAAAAAUGUUGGCAUGCCCAUUGCAAUGUUAUUGCACACAGAUGGGGCGCAUGAGCGACCCGGAGGUGAUGCCACUGUCACAAUAUCUCACCGAUACACUCCCAGGGAGCAGCUGAAGAAACACACAGCUCUUGCAGAUAUUGUGAUCUCUGCUGCAGGCAUUCCAAAUCUGAUCACAGAAGAUAUGAUCAAGGAAGGAGCAGCUGUCAUUGAUGUAGGAAUAAAUAGAAUUCAAGAUCCCAUAACUGCUAAACCCAAGUUGGUUGGAGAUGUGGAUUUUGAAGGCGUCAAGAAGAAAGCCAGUUACAUUACUCCAGUCCCUGGGGGUGUUGGUCCCAUGACAGUGGCAAUGCUAAUGAAGAACACCAUUAUUGCUGCCAAAAAAGUGCUGAAGCUUCACGAGCGGGAAGCACUGAAGUCUAAGGAGCUUGGGGUAGCAAGUAAUUAACUCUGAUGUCGUCUGUGUCAGGAACAGCACACCAAGCCAGUUCAAGAGGAAAACCAGGCCAAUAGCAAUGCGAUAGAUUUUAUUUAUUCUAUUUAAGUGGCUGAAAACAAUGCUUUGUUAUCUCUUGCAAGCUUCAGUGGGUGGGUGAUUGCACACAUCGCUCUGCAGUAACCCACCAGGGAGCCCGCCACUGUGGUGCUAGGUCAUGUGCUCUAGCUGAGAAGCCAGUAGCCUUGUGAUUAACAGUGGCCACCUGGUCACUUUGAGAAUGGCUGCUUAACUUUGUUAAGCCACUUCAGUUAAAAGUUGUCUUUUCUGGGAAGGCAGCUGUGCUCACCACUCUGCCGCCAACACUGCACGACUUUGUCUUUUUCUAGGAUUGCAUUUCCCAAGUGCUAUUCCAACAAUCAGUUGAUACUCACUUUAGGUUCCAAACCUUUUGAGCUCAACUGGUCAAACCAAAGGAAAAAUGUUGCUAGAAAAAAAUUAGGGGAAAGGUAAAAAGAAAGAAAGGGUGGUAAUUGAAUAGAAAGUAAUUUAAUUUAUAUACAUAUUGAUAACCAGAAGAAUAGCUAUAUAUUAAUGCCUCCUAAGUUGUCAUUUUGUGGCUUAGUCAUUGGGGAAAUGUUUGGGGUUUGUUCCAUUUGUGAUUAGCUCUCCUUUUAUGUAUGUUACAAUUCCUGAGGUCUCCCCAUUUUAGUUUUCUAGAAUUGAAAGGCUUAUUUUAUAAAUUACUCAUGUGUAUUGUCAUAUUUGGCUUUUCAUAUGUCCUUAAACUUCAUUGUGAAAUUUUUGUACUGUUGGAGGUGUCUGUAUGGUUUCUUUAGUAUGUCUGGAAACCUAUUUUUGGAAAACAAAACUUGGUCUUGAUAAUCAUUAGGGCAGCUAUGUAUAAGUAUGCAACUUACUUUUCCACCAAAGAACUGUCAACAGCUUCCUGCUUUUCUCUAAUUUCCCCAGUUGGUUUUUGAGAGCUUGAGUUGAUACUGAAUUUAACCAGACUUGAUUAAAGGGCUUUUUUGUUUCAUUAAAAAACAAAAACACUUCUGA